Molecule: messenger RNA, 3215 nt
Organism: Onychostoma macrolepis
Lineage: Eukaryota; Metazoa; Chordata; Actinopteri; Cypriniformes; Cyprinidae
Gene: jam3b
Product: junctional adhesion molecule 3b
Exons: 9
Coding region: 90-998 (302 amino acids)
Biological process (GO): cell adhesion; angiogenesis
Molecular function (GO): protein homodimerization activity; protein heterodimerization activity
Source: RefSeq, a predicted model, not a curated record
GGUCGGUGAGCGCGAGCCCUCUCCAUCCUCUCCUAAAGCCCUUUACUUUGCGCAUGUACAGCUAAACUGAACAUUUCAUCGACUCCAAGAUGGCGUUAACACCACUGGCUUGCGUUCUGCUUCUCCUUUCCAUGCAAUGCUACAUUAGCACCUUGGCAGUCAUCCUCAAGACGAUAAAUGCUAAACCGUGGGUCAAUGAGUUUGAAUCUAUCGAGCUGUCCUGCCUGAUAGAGUCAAUCUCCACUAUUAAUCCCAGAAUAGAAUGGAAGAAGAUUAAGAAGGGAGAGCCAAGUUAUGUAUAUUUUGAAAAAGAAAUAGCAGGUGACUUGGAAAAAAGAGCGAAAAUUCGAGAACCUGCGACUUUAGUCAUUCUCAACGCAACAAGAGCCGACUCUGCUGAUUACCGCUGUGAAGUUACUGCCCCAAACGACCAGAAAUCCUUUGAUGAGAUUUUGAUAUCACUCACUGUAAGAGUCAAGCCCGUCGUGCCCAGAUGCUCCGUACCCAAGUCCGUCCCGGUAGGCAAACCCGCAGAGCUGCAUUGCUCGGAGGACGAGGGCUACCCAAAGUCCCAGUACCAGUGGUUCCGCAACAAGGAGGAAAUCCCGGAGGAUCCCAAGAGCAGCCCAAAGUUCUUCAACUCCACCUACACCCUGAGCGGAGAGAUGGGCACUCUGAAAUUCAGUGCGGUCAGGAAGGAGGACGCUGGAGAAUACUACUGCAGAGCCAGGAAUGAGGCUGGGUUCUCCGAAUGUGGACCGCAGAUGAUGGAAGUUUAUGACAUCAACAUUGCUGGAAUCAUCCUUGGCGUAGUGGUUGUGGUGACGGUCCUUCUGUGUAUAACAGUGGGCAUCUUCUGUGCCUAUAAACGAGGCUACUUCACCAGCCAGAAGCAGACGGGAAACAAUUACAAAGCUCCAGCGAAAGGAGAUGGAGUGGACUAUGUCAGAACAGAGGAUGAGGGGGAUUUCCGACACAAAUCCUCGUUUGUCAUCUGAGAGGAGGAAGACGGGAGAUGGAAGAGAUGUGGAAUUACGUUGAAAGUUAUUGGCGCUAUUAUACCUCGCAGACAUAAAUCUCCAAAUGAGGACAUCGACGUCGGAGCUGCCAUUGCAUGUGCCUCGCUUUACGGCACGUCUGCGACAACACAAUUUGUAUUUGCCAAAGGUGACAAAUAAUCAUAUCUGAUCACUGUUUAAAGACACUAGAUGUUACUUGUUUCUUUAAUUCAACUUUUUCAGCCCCUUUUUACUAAAAUUAGAACCCGAUAUACAGCAAGAAAACGUUUUCCUCGAAUCUUCUGUCAUUUUUAAAACAUUUAUUUUGUACUAGGUAAAUUUGUCAGACUAUUUUUGAUGGAGUAUAUUUUAAAAUGCCUACAGAAAAAAAAAAAACAGUUUUACUUUUUUAAAUAUUUGUAAAAUACUUACCUGGAAGCCAGUACAUUUUUUUUUUUUUUUUAUUAUUUGGUUGUGAAAGAAACCAUUUCCACCAACUUCCCAUCUUGUUUCAGUCAUUCAACAAACAAAUAAUGUACCAGACCACUCAAUGUGUGGAUGUUUUAUUUUACAUUCAGAUUUCAAAUCCUUUCAAUUGUACAUCCAGCGACACUGGCUUCAAUCAAAGGUCUUAUGUAUUUACUAUACUGCUGGGAUUUCAUGUUAAUAGUGAAAGGACGUUCCAUGUUCAUGUUUGUAGAUAGUCUUAGACAGUGAGUAUCUUCAGAAAAACACCAGCAAAAAAGCUGGAGAAUAUUUUGAAAGACCAGUGCUGCGUAUCCUUGAUUUUAAGUGUCCUUCUAUGCUAGCUGUUUAUCUUGUAUAUAGUGAAUAUACUGUCUAGGUUGUUUAUUAUUUUUUUUUAUUGUUAUUUUUUCUUCUUCUCAUUCUCUCUCUCUACAUCUUUUCUUUUUCUUAUUUGAGUGAGAAACACUCUCCAUGUUACUUUUUAAUAUUACAGGGUUUGUUUGUUGGCUAACUGUACUGGUUGUAUAUAGAUCCACUACACUGUGCAUAAGACGUUUCUGGUUUAACCAAACGUUGAAUGAGGCAAAUAUGACACUCUUUCCAUGGAAAAAUGAAUUGGUCAUGGUAGAGAGGGGAUCUGCCUUAUUAAAUACAUAAAAAAACAACAACAUGGAACCAUGUAAACUUACAUUUUCUUCAAUAGCAAUGAUUAUGGAUAAAUUUGGACUAUUCACACAUACUUUUGAAGACUUUAAAGAGUACAAUCCACUGAAACUAAAUGCUAUUGAUUAUAUUUUAUGUGUAAAACCAUUUUUUAUUCUCCCAUGUUCUCAGAAAACUUCUGAAGCUAACUUCUGAAGAGAAUCAUAAAUCAUUCCUCUUAAGUGCCUUCCUCUGUAGACAGUGACAAUAAUGCAGUUUUCAAUCGUUAAAUGCUGUAGCAGUUAAUUGGAAUAUGCAGAACAAUUUUUCUAAUUCACAUCCAAUUCAUCUCUCUUAAACCAGGACAAUAUUUAGAAAAUAACAGGUGUUUGAGAGGAAUGAUAAUGUUCUGUGCUCACUGUUUUGGUCACACAUAUCUAAUACUAUAUAUUUUUUUGUAAAUAGACCUGUUGUUGUGCAUUGAUUUGGGGAUUUUAUUUUUUUUUUCUUUUCAUUGACGUAGAUAUUCUAUUAUGUAUUAGUGCCUAAAUGUAGAAUGAAAUAAUGUUUCAGGAGGACAGAGCACUAGUGUUAAUUCAGCAGAUGGAAUUGGAAAUUCAUAGUUUCACUAGACAUGAGAUAUAUGAUUGAUUUAUAUAGUAAGUUAGAAAGCGAGGUAGCCUACAUUAUGGGUCACACACAGCCCAAUAUCCCUGCAUAUGUCACUAGACUACUGUGAGGGAAACAAAAAAUGAAAAAUUUUGUGGUUUGAAAGAAAAGAAAAAAAGCAGGGAGAGCUGUACCAAAUACUGACUGCCAAAAGAGCAUUUUCUCCAAUUCCAGUAUUAUUCUGCUCACAGUUCUCUUUCUUUUUUCUUUUUGUUUGUAACUCUUGAGCAAGAUUUUUUGGAAGCUGAGUUCAGAUGUUUUUCACUCAUUUUAGUUUCUGUGGAGUUUGUGGUUGUUUUGGAGACAGCUGGAAUUUAAAUGAAACAUAUUUCAUUCACUGAAUUCAUGUAAUGUCCCAUUGGUUUGGGACCGGUACAAAUCCUGUGUGAAUUCUUGAACAGUAUGUUUGUGAUUAAUAAAACUCACUUCUUAAAUUCA